AUGGACGAGCUGAACGCGUGUACAGAAUGCGGGUUUACAACUCCUAGCAUGGAAGUAUUUACAUCCCACAUUGAACACCACGAAGAAGAACACAAUCGAUCAUCCAGCGGAGAACUUUCACACACACAGACUAUAGAGUGGACAGAGAGCGAUUCGCCAACGCCAUCGCCGAACUCUGUUCCUGAAAAAAAUUCGCCAGCAACCGUCAAUGACGAUAAUCCUUCCUUUGAAGAAACGUCUGUGAUUCAAGAACUGCCAGCGGUUGGCCCCAAAACUAGCAAAACUGCACAUGUGUGCCCACACUGCAAUUUUACAACAUACAUGUCUCAACAUAUGAAGAGUCAUUUGGAUGCUCAUGAACGACACCAAGGACAAAUGUAUCAGUGCGACAUAUGUCAAAUGCAGUUCAGUCAAAAGGCUAAUAUGCAUCGCCACCGGAUGAGGCAUAGCGGUGUAAAGCCGUAUGAGUGCCGGUACUGCAAAAAGCGGUUCUUUCGGAAGGAUCAGAUGCAGGAACAUUCGAUGACUCAUAUCAAAACUGGAGUAGAUUUUGACUGCCCGGUUGCCUUUUGCACUCAUCAGUUCAGCCAACACUCCACAUUAAGAUCUCACUUGGACGAAGCUCAUAACGUGUGCGCUUCAUCGCCAGCUUCGUGUAAACGAUGCUCACUUCUUUUUGCUAACUCACGACGUCUUCUGCUUCAUUAUCAAACACGACAUGAUGACAGCGAGUGCGGCGGAGUGCACUCGAAAAAAGAAAAUGACAUAUCACUAAAGAAGAGGCGGCCAUUAUCAACGUCUGCGUCGCCUUCUCAGAUUCGGCCUGUUUGCAAAAAGGACUUCAGCCCGCAUCAGACGGAUUCUUCAGAAAUCUCUUCUAGUCCAGACUGGGAUCAGCAGCCAACGUAUCCGAUGACAAGCGAAGAUUUGCUAAUCAUGUGCCUCAAUCCAGCGCUAAAGUUACCUGCGACCUCUCAUGCGGCGAAAUUUUCGAUCGAACAAACGAUGAGGUUAUGGGCUGCUGAUCCUGCAGUACAUUGCGAUUCUCACUCUCCGUCAGCCACCAGUGGUGCGAGCCAAUCAACUGAAGUAGAAAAAAUCAAGGAGACUAUGGAGUGUGCACACUGCGGCAUCUCUUUUUUCGACGAAACAAUGCAUCUCCUCCACAAAGGUUUGCACACCGAAGGCGAUCCAUGGAGAUGCAAUUUGUGUGGCACUCAAUGUAUGGAAAAGUACAUGUUCACAACACAUGUAAUUUUCGCGAGUCAUUCUACUUAA
This is a messenger RNA of Necator americanus (New World hookworm), 1278 nucleotides long. RefSeq lists its product as uncharacterized. Lineage: Eukaryota; Metazoa; Nematoda; Chromadorea; Rhabditida; Ancylostomatidae. Gene Ontology annotation, molecular function: DNA-binding transcription activator activity, RNA polymerase II-specific; RNA polymerase II cis-regulatory region sequence-specific DNA binding. Bases 1 to 1278 code for a protein of 425 amino acids. The transcript is spliced from 12 exons. Gene Ontology annotation, biological process: regulation of transcription by RNA polymerase II. The record is from RefSeq and is a predicted model, not a curated record. Gene Ontology annotation, cellular component: nucleus.